Molecule: messenger RNA, 2010 nt
Organism: Durusdinium trenchii
Lineage: Eukaryota; Dinophyceae; Suessiales; Symbiodiniaceae
Source: the annotation of a GenBank genome assembly
AUGAUGAUGACAAUGAGGACUUUGCACAAGGCGUUGAAAGCAUCCAAUCACUCAAACCCGACGGCAGUGCCCAACGACCGCACCAUUGUCGAUGUGAGUGGCUUUGCCAGGCAUGAACAUCAGCAUUUCUUCAAUGAGACGGUCUGCUAUACAUUUGACCUCUUCCCUGGUGAAGGAGUGAUGCUUCCAAGCCAGUGGCAGUGGAAACAUUUGGCAUCCCAUGGUCAGCUAUUUCGGAAUGACAAGGAGGAGGACAAGGACGACGAUGAAGAAGAGGAGAAGCCACCCGAGAACCGGAGCGAUGACAUCAACGCCACCGAGAAGAGCAUCAUGAUGAAAAAGGAAAUCAAGAAGUUGAUUUUCUUGAGUGCGAUGAGUGAUGUUUUUGGAGCUCCCCUUCAGUUCUACGACCGAGCCUCUGCAGUGGAAGGAGUGCAGCAGAUAGCAGGGAAACAUUGCACAGUUUGGCAAUUGAAUGAAUCCAGAACAAUGCGUAUGGGCCGCCUUGUCGAGGCCGGUGAUGGGACCGAGGGAUGCUCCGAGCUGGUCAAUGCAAGCUGCAAAGCUGGGGAAUGGGCAUCUUUGUUUCUAAGGCAUUCUCUUGGUGAUCGGCCCAGCAUUCAACUCCAAUCCUUACUCACACAGAGGGCAGGCCUUGGCAGAGGUCUGGCCACUAUGACGGCAAUCUUUGAUUUCUGCGUCACCGAGCAAGGGGAGUUGUUGUCAACUGAGGCUUUGUACAAGCUCACUUACCAGCGGAAGGCAGAUGAGACUCACAAUGAGACUCGCAGGACCAAUCAAUCAGCGGUUGCCUCCCGUGCAGUAAGUCGCCAGGAGGCCGAGGAGGCUGGCAGCUACACGGUCUUCGAGCGGAAGUCAGGGAGUAAGUUGAUUCAAGCACUUCCGAGGCCCAAUGGUCUUGAACUUUCGGCGACCUUUGGGGUGGCUGGUGGGGAGUGCGUGAACUUGAAGCAGGGCCGCGUGGGGCAGAAGGAGCUGGAUGCCGAGUUGAAUGGAAAAGAUCGCUUGCAGCGGAUUAAUCGCGAGGCCUCUGGUCAUUGGGAAGCCGAUGCCUAUGACUUUUGGGAUGGUGUGAAGGUCAAGGAGAUGCUCCCGUCGCUGGGCACCGAGAUGGGGCCCUUGAAGCUUCCGCUUCGGAGCGCGUCGGGGGACUCGGUGGAAGAGAGCAUCGUCAAGGAGAUGAGACCCAUGGAGACCCCAGCCAUGCGCGACGUUGCUGUCUCGGACAUGAAUGUGAUGACUGAUCGCUUUUGUGUUGCAGCCAUGCAGCACCAGAGCUGGAUGCAGAUCGCGGCUUCUGAUGAUCAGCUCGAGGAUUUGGAAGCUCUUUGCCUGUCUCCGGAACUGAUGGUGCAGUGUGAUGAUACCAACAAUGGAUGUGGUGGCGGCCGUUUGGACGAUGCCUGGAUCUUCCUGAAGAACCACGGGAUUCCCAAGGAGACUUGUGCUCCCUACAUGCAUUGCCCUGUGCCCAUCCAACGAUCCUGCGAGUACGGCUGGGAGAAGAGGCCUUUCAUCCCUUUGACUGCGACAGCUGAACAGAAGAAGGAGAAGAAGAUUUGCUUUGGCCGCUGCGCUGAUGGCUCCUCCAUGAGUUUCUUUAAAGUUGGUGAGGCCUACGCCGCAGCCCGGCCACGUGAUGUGCAAGCCCUCCAGCGGGAAGUCAUGCAGGGCGGGCCAGUGGAGGUGGCCUUCUUCGUAUUCUCAGACUUCAUGAGCUACAGGAGUGGUGUCUACUUCCGAACCCCGGGUGCUUAUGGACCUUUGGGAGGACAUGCAGUCCGCCUACUUGGUUGGGGAACGCAGGAGGAGUUGAAGAAGGAACCCGUGGACUACUGGCUCCUGGCCAACUCUUACUCACCCCUGUGGGGGAUGCACGGGCUCUUCAAGAUGCGUCGUGGGCAGAACGAGUGUGGCAUCGAGUCAACCCCGGCCGCUGGCACGCCAGACUUGGACACCCUUUUCCCAGUAAAGGCUGAGGAGAGUUGA